Messenger RNA from Polyodon spathula (Mississippi paddlefish), 3950 nucleotides. RefSeq names its product alpha glucosidase 2 (gene gaa2). NCBI's taxonomy places the organism in Eukaryota, Metazoa, Chordata, Actinopteri, Acipenseriformes, Polyodontidae. Gene Ontology annotation, biological process: carbohydrate metabolic process. Gene Ontology annotation, molecular function: carbohydrate binding; alpha-1,4-glucosidase activity. Bases 235 to 3111 code for a protein of 958 amino acids. The record is from RefSeq and is a predicted model, not a curated record. The transcript has 20 exons.
AGCAACACUAUUUAUGCUGACCCGGAUCUGGCUGAUACGUCGGUUAGGGCUCUGUCGACUUCCUUUCUUAUAAUAGAGCAUUGCAUACAGCUGCAGAAACUUCCUCCGUUUUGUUUUGAUAGAUCGGGUUGAACAACAAGCUUGCACAAAUGUAACAAACCAUUGCUGUGCACGUCAGAUUAAUUCAAACGUGAGCACAACUACAGCAUACAAACCAAGGUCUGCCCAGUCAAGAUGGUCUCUUACAAGCUGUUGACUCCCGAAGAUGUAUACUUCACUGCCCCUGUCCCUGUGGCUGAUGAAGAAAUGGAUGAACAGAAACAUUUAAGCAGCAGACUUUGCUGCAAGAACAAGACCUGUUCAACAUCCACAGCCUUCAUUGCCCUCGCCACCUUUCUGUUUGUGGUGUGCUGCGUGUGGCUCAUUGGCACCAUAUUCUGGCUGAAGAAUCCUGGGAGCCAGCUCCUCCACAGACCGCCAUCCCCUUCUCUGGCUUCGGAGAACAGGGAGGGAGGAAGGGGGCAGUCCUCGGAGAAGUGCAACGCAAUUCCAGAAACUCAUCGCUUUGAUUGUUACCCAGAGAGGCAGCCAGUAGUGACGCGUGAACUGUGUGAAGUCAGGGGCUGCUGUUUCAUUCAGGCAUCUGCUGUGCCGUCGCCUGCCAAGGAUGGGGUGCCCUGGUGUUUCUACCCUCCCGAUUUUCCCAGUUACACCCUGGAUAGCUUGAAUGACACCGAACUCGGGUAUGUUGGGAAACUGACAAGGAAGCAAAAGACUUACUACCCCAGAGACAUUUGGAGCCUGCAGCUGAGCGUAAUGUAUGAGACAGACUCCAGAUUGCAUAUAAAGAUGACAGAUGCAACCAGCACUAGGUUUGAGGUCCCCAUCUCGGUUCCAAAUGCUACAAAGAAGGCAGCUAGUCCAGGUUAUUCUGUGGAGUUUUCCAAGGAACCCUUUGGUCUAAUUGUGAAACGCACAUCAACUGGAAAUGUGCUAAUAAACACGACUGUGGCUCCACUGUUCUUUACUGACCAGUUCUUGCAGAUGUCCACCACUCUCCCCUCGCAGUAUAUCUAUGGUCUGGGGGAGCACCGGGCUGGAUUCCUUCACAGUGUGCAGUGGAACACCCUCACUUUCUGGGCUCGCGACGUGCCACCCACGGAACUGACUAACCUGUAUGGAGUCCAUCCCUUUUACCUUGAUAUGGAGCCCGGUGGGUUAGCACAUGGUGUUUUCCUCUUGAACAGCAACGCCAUGGAUGUCGCUCUCCAGCCUGCCCCUGCACUUACCUGGCGCACUAUUGGUGGAGUCCUGGAUAUCUACAUCUUCAUAGGUCCUGACCCCAGCUCUGUGAUCCAGCAGUACAUGGAGGUUGUAGGUUUUCCAUCUAUGCCUCCGUUUUGGGCAUUGGGGUUCCAUUUGUGUCGCUGGGGAUACCAGACAAGUAAUGCCACAUGGAAGGUAGUGAAAGGCAUGAGGAACUAUGGCAUACCACAGGAUGCCCAGUGGAACGAUAUUGAUUACAUGGAUGGCUUUCGGGAUUUUACCACGGAGCCUGAGAAUUUUGCCACCCUUCCAGAAAUGGUGAAGGACCUGCAUGAUCAUGGACAGCGUUACGUCAUGAUCCUGGAUCCGGGUAUCAGCAGCACACAGCCUUCUGGCUCGUACUGGCCUUUUGAUGAGGGCUUGAAACGGGGCAUCUUCAUUAAUGACUCUGAUGGGAACACAUUAAUUGGAAAGGUUUGGCCAGGAUUGACGGCUUUCCCAGAUUUCUCAAACCCUGAGACUCACCAGUGGUGGUAUGAAAACCUGCAGAAGUUCUAUGACAAAAUCCCAUUUGAUGGGCUCUGGAUUGACAUGAAUGAACCCUCAAAUUUUGAGGAUGGAUCACUAAAAGGCUGUCCUUCUAAUGAACUAGAAAACCCACCUUACACUCCAGGGAUUCUUGGAGGUUCCCUGAGGGCAAAGACAGUCUGUGCCUCUGCAGUGCAAAAGACAUCAGUCCAUUAUAACAUGCACAGUCUAUAUGGAUUGAUGGAGGCCAUGGCAUCGGCAAGUGCCUUAAGGAGAAUGGGGAAGCGUCCCUUUAUCAUCUCCCGGUCCACAUUUCCCAGUCAGGGUCGCUACUCUGGACACUGGCUGGGAGACAACAGGAGCCAGUGGAAAGACUUGUAUGUGUCUAUUCCCGGUAUGUUGAAUUUUAACCUGCUGGGGAUUCCCCUGGUGGGGGCAGAUAUCUGUGGAUUUGGUGGCAGCACAACAGAGGAGCUCUGUGUCCGUUGGAUGCAGCUCGGAGCUUUUUACCCCUUCUCUCGCAAUCACAACACCAAUAACGAACAGCCUCAAGACCCCACUGACCCCAUGUUCAGUCCUUUGGCUCGGACUGCCAUGAAGGAGGUGCUGCUGCUGCGCUACAGCCUCUUCCCAUUCCUCUACACCCUCUUUCACCACGCCCACCUGCAGGGGCACACCGUGGCCAGGCCCCUGCUCUUUGAGUUUCCAGAAGAUGUGACAACGUACUCAAUUGACAGACAGUUUCUGUGGGGGCGGAGUCUCCUGGUGACCCCAGUACUGGAUCCAGGAGUGAACUCUGUGAUUGGCUACUUCCCGAAAGGGGUGUGGUACGACUAUUACACAGGUACCUCUCUGAAAAGCAGCGGAGAGAAAGUGAAGCUGGAGGCCCCACUGGGCAAGAUCAAUCUGUAUCUCCGAGAGGGAGCUGUCAUUCCCACCCAGACUCCAAACACUACACUGUGGAGCAGCAGUGGAAACCCACUCCACCUCACUGCCACUCUGUCAGAAAAAGGCCUGGCUGAAGGAGACCUCUUCUGGGAUGACGGGGAGAGCCUUGACACAUAUGAAACAGACUCUUACGCUUACAUAGUGUUCAAUGUCUCUGAGAAUACCUUCACUUCCACAGUACUUCAUGAGAACGUUCAGGCCACUUACAUCAUGGUGGAAACUGUGUCGUUUUUUGGAGUAAAAGACCAGCCAACAAACGUUACUGUGGAUUCAAAAGAGACUCCGUUUACUUACUUGAAGAACAAGGUUUUAACUGUGAGUAAUCUCAGCCUCAACCUCAAUAAAGGCUUUACAAUCCACUGGUCAUGAAACUACACAACUUGGGAUUUGUGUCUGCUCUGCUGUAGAACAGAAAUGUGAUGCACUGGAUCUAUGCUAGAAAAUGUUCUUGUGAUGCUGAUAUGUUCAGUGUUUUGAUUUAACAAUUGCUUGCUUUAUGAUGUCACAAUGUAGCAAGCCACAUAUAUUUUUGUAAAACGGUAUUAAGAAAAAACACAAGAAAGUUAUUUGAAAUACUUUUAAAAAGACUUGUCUAACAAUCAGUAAGGCUGCGCUUGUUAGGAAGAACCUCAAACUUAAGAGGGGCAGAAACUUUGCUUAUUCAUUUUAUGUACUGUAUAUGGCAAGCGUCAAAUGAUUGCAUUGUGCCUUAAAUAAAACCAUCCAGUUUUUGUUCUGUGAUUCUGUUAAUGGUUAGCUGCUACCCAAUACAAAAUUGUGCCCUUUCUUUAAAAUUGAAAAACAAGUAUAAAACAUUUUUAGUUGACAUUGUUAGGCAAAUGGGGAAUUAUAUCUUUUUUUUUUUGGGGGGGGGGGGGGGGUUAGAGGGAAUGCGUUAUUGCAUCAUUGAGAUCUGUAUGUCCUUUGAUCUUGUGGCUGCUGUGGUUCUGUCAUCCUAAAGGCAUGUGCUGUACCUAAUUACAAGUAUCUAGAAAAUUACCUUAAUUUUAAACUUCGUGAUUUUUAAACGUUAAAAAUUCAGAUGCAUGACUAUCAGUAAAAUGAAGGAAACUGCAACAUUAAAAAAUAUUUCAUGUUUACUUGUGUGCUGAACUGCAUUUAAAAAUGAUAUUUCAAAUGUUACUUGCUGUGACCAGAAAGCUUUUUGAUUUGUAAACCUGUGCAAUAAAAUAGAUGCAAUAAUUUAA